CGGGACUUCAAUUCCUUAGCAACGCGCUUGGCUCCCAGGGAGUGGUGGCGGUUGAUUCAACAUGGCGGCAGGGGCAACAAGAAGUGGAAGUUCGGGGAUAUUUUGGAUGAAUGACGUGUCAGAUGAGGAUCAGCCCUUGUCGUUUGUGCCUGGAGUGGAUGGAGAGUUGAAUUCUCAGACCCCUUUCAAUCUAGGAACAGGCAGCACCAGUAUCCUCACUAAAAGAGGCACCAGGAUGCGGGGUGCAGCCAGGCAGAGUUCUGACUGCAAGACUGAAGCUAUGCUAAAGAAAGGUGGCAAGAAACAGGGCCAACUACAAAGCGACCGCUCUGGGGCUUACACUAAGGAAAAAGUGUCAGUCCAUCACAGUGCUGCUGUGGCACCAGAGUGCACCCCUUCCCUGGCUUCUGACACUUUUCUCCCCCCUUCACAGGUCAUUUCUGAGGCCAGCAGAGCCAGGAGCCAGAUCUGUUUGAAGGACCUCUGUCCUGAAGACAAGCGCCGAAUUGCAAACCUUAUCGAAGAACUAGCCAGGGUGAGUGAGGAGAAAGAAGAGUCAGUGCAGCGUCUGAAAGAUGAACAGGAAAGUUUUGAGCGCAAGAUCCAACAGCUGGAGCAGCAGAACCUGAUCAUAGCACAGGAGAGGGAGAGCCUGCAGCAGCAGUACAGAGAGUGCCAGGAGCUGCUUGGGCUCUACCAACAAUACCUUUCUCAGCAACAGGCUAAGCUCAACGAGUCCAUCGCCCAGCUCAGCCAGGUGCCAGCCCACAGCAAGGUGCUCAGUAGUGAGGCAGCCCACAGCAGAACAUCUACUAGCAGAGCUAAUGGCUCACUCUUUGAUGGCUCAUACCUCAGCCUUGCUGCUACCAGAGCACGACAGCCUCAAGUGCACAGGAGUGGGGAUGGAGGAGCAGUACAAACUUGGAGCAACCCUGCCUCUCUUUCCCAUGUUGGUGAGUUCAGUCCAAACGAUGGGCCAAUCAAACAGCAUAGGAUUCACAAAAGGGAGUGCAGGGACCCACACUCAGAGUCCUGCCACAGAUGUGAGAACUGCCAAGGCAGUGGUCAAGAUAGCGGCUAUGGAACACAGCAACGAAGAAAUAACACUAGCUGUCGUCUAGAAAAUGGUCACCAUGACACCUUGAACCAACAUGAGUGUGAAAGACUCCAGAGUGGGACUAUGGGUUCAGAGGCCAAGGAAGCCCUGACCAGGCCUCUGUUGGGUCACGAAGACUGGGAGGAGAAGAGGCAUCAGCUGCUGCUGCAGAAGAUGCAGUUGGAGAUGGAGAGAGAGAGGCUGCAGGCACGGCUGGAUGAGCAGGAGGAAAGACUCAACAGACAGAAUCAACAGCUACGCCAGUCACGUCUCGAGUACAGCAGGUUUCAACAAACUACUCAAACUGAGACCAGCAGCUCAAACACUAGGGAUGGAGAUCCACAGCUGGAGGGUCCCUCCCACCAAGAUUUACCCUCCAGUGUGCGUGGAGAUGCAGAGUUACAUCCUGCAGAACAGAACCUGCAUGAAAAAGGCUCACAACCUGCACCUGCUCCUCUAGAUAAUGGUGUGCAGACACGUGAGGCCUUAGAGCAGUCCAGAAGGGACAUAGCCACGUCUCCUGCAAAGUCCCCUGCAAGCCUGCUGAGUAAGCCAACCUCAGCGUCUGUGAUCCCUAAGACCCCUGAGGCCAGGUUGGACUUUUCUGUGGUUGAGUUAUUGGAUAUCUUUAGUCCUGUCUCUGCCCCUGAGCAAAGCAAGCUGUCCACUCGAAAGACCAAAACGACACAACGUAGGCUGGCCCUCGCCACCCCCAAACCGGUGGGCAGGACCCUGCUUACCCCUGCUAGGUUUUAUCCUCAAAGUACCCAGCAAGACCUGGAGGAAAGCCAAAUACUGGAGGAUAUUUUCUUCAUUUGCUGACAAAGGAGAAAAUGAGGAGCUGGAAAAACAAAGAAUCCAGUUGCUUGAUGUUCACCUGUUUGGUCUUAACUUUUCUCUUUUUUGUCAUUCAUUUAAUUUUCUAUUUUCUAUUGACAUUCUAACUCAGAAUGAUCAUGAUUUUGUAGAUUUAGCUCUUGUUAUUCACUCAUUUUUAAUGCAAUAAACGAUUAUUUAUUCAGAAUUGGGUAUACUUCCAGUUUGUAUCUUCUGCUGCCACUUCAGGAAAACUGUUUACCACUGAGCUAUGUUGUCUGUCUUUGAAGACCUUGACGGCAUAAAUGCUAAAUGAACCGCAUGAUACACAGUUGUACAUUGUGAAGCCGACUCAAAUGUGUUAUCCAUGAAUUGUUGAUGACACAUAUCACCUUCAAAUUGGGGACAAUUUUGCUAGUUGUCUCAAUAAAAAUAAUAAAAUACAGUAAAAUGUGGGUGAUCUUGUAUUGGUAAGUUACUAUCAGUAAUUAGGACACAACACAGGACACUUUAUUCUAGACUGUGCUUUAUUAUUGGGCUAAGCUGAGACGCAUCAUUCAUUUAAAAUUACAAAAAAAGAGUCCAGGGGACCAGAGAAUGGUGCAGUCUGGAGAGACAGGGGCGGGAGCCUAAAGCGCACUGCCCAAUCAGAAGCUUAGCUCAUCAGGAACCUGGCAAAGCUUAAUAAGCAACAUUCAUUUCCCCACCCUCCAUAUGUGCUGAAAUUGGGAAACAGAUUUCCAGAAUACUUUGAAAACCAUAUGAAGUAAAAUGUGAUUCUAGCAACUACUGAGCUUUAGAAAUAAAACCACUGAUAACAGCACUGAAAAAAUGAUAGCAACUCAAUUUCCUUUUUCUUUUCUUGAUGAGAUAGUGCAGUUUUCAUUGAAUUUUGCUCUUAGUAGAACACAUCAGUUGAACAAGAUCAGAGCUCUGUCAAAAAAUACAAAGCAGGAUGGGGAAAAUAGGAGGAGGGGUCUAAAGUUUUAAAAACCAUAACUGGCCUUUUAAGCAAGUAGUUAAUCAGGGCUUAACAACAAAUCAGACAUUAGCUCAUUACAAAUUAGCAGCAAUUUAUAGUGACCUCAAGGCAUAAGUUUCGUUGAAUACAUAUCUGAUUGAGCAGUUGGUUUUAGAGGGGAUGUUUUUGUUAAAAGGUUUGAUUAUGGAGGCAAAUGGUACUCAAAACCAAAAGAGGAACCUUCUAAUUCGCAUCUUUUUUUUUUUUUAACAAUCUUUUAACAAAGCUAACUUUUUUUUUUUUUUU
Lates calcarifer (barramundi perch) is the source of this 3179-nucleotide messenger RNA. RefSeq names its product KIAA1328 ortholog. Bases 62 to 1918 code for a protein of 618 amino acids. The record is from RefSeq and is a predicted model, not a curated record. Lineage: Eukaryota; Metazoa; Chordata; Actinopteri; Centropomidae. The transcript has 12 exons.